Molecule: messenger RNA, 990 nt
Organism: Pedinophyceae sp. YPF-701
Lineage: Eukaryota; Viridiplantae; Chlorophyta; Pedinophyceae
Source: the annotation of a GenBank genome assembly
AUGCCUCCGCGGCGCCUGUGGGUCGCCAACCUCCCGAGCGACAUCCGCGAGAGCGAGGUGGACGACCUCUUCCACAAGUACGGCAAGAUCCGCUCGAUUGACUGCAAGCCCGAGAAGAAGUUCGCCUUCGUGGAGUUCGUCGACGACCGCGACGCCGAGGACGCGAUCCGCGGCCGGGACAACUACGAGUUCGACGGGUCGCGCCUCCGCGUGGAGUUCGCCCGCGAGCGCGGGCCGCGGGGCGGCUACGACGACCGCCGCGGCGGGUACGGUGGUGGGGGGUACGGCGGGCGGUACGACGACCGCGGCGGGCGCGGCGGGCGCGGCGGGCGCGGGAACUUCGGGCCGUCGCGCAAGACGGGGUACCGCGUCAUCGUGGAGGGCCUGCCCAUGUCGGCCUCGUGGCAGGACUUGAAGGAUCACAUGCGGUCCGCGGGCGACGUGUGCUUCGCCGACGUGUUCCGCGACUCCCGCGGCGUGUACGGCCUGUGCGACUUCACGUCCCCGGAGGACCUGGACCGCGCGCUGCGCAAGCUCGACGACACGGAGUUCCGCAACCCGUACGACUCGGCGCGCAUCACCGUGCGCGAGUACAAGGAGCCGGGCGGCUCGCCAGGGCGGUCGCGGUCGCGGUCGCGGUCGCCCCGGCGCUCGCGCUCGCCCGGCACGCCGCGCCGCGACCGCUCGCUGUCCCCGCGCGACGGCGGGCGGUCGCGGUCCCGCUCGCGCACCCGGCGUCGCGGUCGCGGUCGCGGACGCCGCCGCGCAGGGACAGCCGCUCGCCGCCCCCGCGCAGCGCAUCGCGGUCGCCCAGCCGCUCGCGGUCGCCGCGUGACUGAGGACGGAUCAAGCAGGCCGGCCGACUCGCCGAGGAGCUGGAGCUCUUUCGACCCCCCGUGGCUCCCUCACUGCAGACUUCUCUCACCUCAAACGCCCGUGUGUGCUUGCGAGGGGGCGCGGCGACUGCGGCGUCGUUGUAAGCGCGAGUGA